Cydia fagiglandana is the source of this 4296-nucleotide messenger RNA. It is a transcript of the gene Hira, whose product is annotated as protein HIRA. Gene Ontology annotation, biological process: regulation of DNA-templated transcription; DNA-templated transcription; chromatin remodeling. The record is from RefSeq and is a predicted model, not a curated record. Lineage: Eukaryota; Metazoa; Arthropoda; Insecta; Lepidoptera; Tortricidae. Gene Ontology annotation, molecular function: protein binding; nucleosome binding. Gene Ontology annotation, cellular component: HIR complex; chromatin; nucleus.
UGUCACUGUCAGCCUUUCUUGGAAUAAAUAGUGAAUUUUAACCAAUAAUUCUAUUAAUUUUUACCGUAUUUGACUAACAGAAAGUAUAAAUGAAGCUUCUAAAACCCAGUUGGGUUAAUCAUGAUGAUAAGCCAAUAUUUUCUGUCGACAUCCACCCUACGGGGAAGAGGUUUGCGACUGGCGGGCAGGGCGGAGACUCUGGACGGGUGGUCGUGUGGAACUUGAACUCGGUGCUGUAUGAAAAUGUGGAGGUGGACCCGAAUGUUCCGAAGAUGUUGUGCCAGAUGGACAAUCAUUUGGCCUGCGUUAACUGCGUUCGGUGGAGUAAUGCAGGCCGAUAUCUGGCUUCCGGUGGAGACGACAGACUGGUCAUGGUGUGGGGGCUCAGUGUGGUUGCAAAUGGCACUCCGGGGAAGCUGAAAGCUGAGACGUGGAGAUGUAUAGCUACUUUGAGAGGACAUGCAGGUGAUGUCCUGGACCUGGCCUGGUCCCCGCUGGACAAGUGGCUGGCCAGCUGCAGCGUGGACAACACCAUCAUCAUCUGGAACGCGGAGAAGUUCCCUGAGAUGGUCUGUGUGCUUAACGGGCACACCGGGCUGGUGAAAGGCGUCGCUUGGGACCCUGUUGGCAAAUACUUGGCAUCGCAGUCUGACGAUAAAUCACUUCGGGUCUGGAAGACAGCCGACUGGGCGCAAGAAACAGUCAUCACCGAGCCUUUCGAAGAAUGCGGUGGCACGACCCACGUACUCCGCCUCUCCUGGUCCCCCGACGGCCAGUACGUGUUGUCCGCGCACGCCAUCAACGGGGGCGGCCCCACCGCGCAAGUGGUAGAAAGAGACGGCUGGCGGUGCGACAAGGACUUCGUAGGACAUAGGAAGGCUGUCACUUGCGCUCGCUUCAACAACAACAUAUUCGUGAAGGAAGGCAAGAAGUGUUGCUGCGCGGCCGUCGGUGCCAGAGACAGGGCGCUAUCUAUCUGGCUCACUUCACUAAAGCGCCCUCUAGUGGUCGUGCACGAUCUCUUCAGCGACAGUGUGUUGGAUCUAUCUUGGAGCUCUGAUGGUCUGAAUCUCCUCGCCUGCAGUUCAGAUGGUACAGUCGCCUGCAUACAGUUCACCAACAAGGAGAUUGGCACACCUCUAACACUGGAUGAAAAGAACGCCUUCUAUGAAAAAAUCUACGGAAAGUGUCCGGCCAAUGAUUCAGCUCUCUCCAACUUACUGGUGGAGUGUCCGGAGAUCCUGCUCGCUAGAGAGAAGCCUGACGCCUGUCGAGACAGUCGGGACGCCUCACUCAUCAGUGAGAAGUCUCAGGUAAUCUAUAGAUAAAUCUACGGCAAGUGUCCGGCCAACGAUUCCGCUCUUUCUAACUUACUGGUGGAGUGUCCGGAGAUCGUGCUCGCUAGAGAGAAGCCUGACGCCUGUCGAGACAGUCGGGACGCCUCACUCAUCAGUGAGAUGUCUCAGCAAUCCAAGCCAGCACUCACAGCAUCGCCCGUGUCUCUGCGACCAGUGGACCGGCAGAUAGAGACACGCACUUCGGAUGGCAAGCGAAGAAUCACACCCGUCUUCAUACCGCUCACUAUGGUCGCUAGUGAAUCUCUCGGCUCAAUGCCAACCGGCACAGAGAAUUGCUUCAGUACCUCAUCUCAGAGCAAAUCUCGGAUCCGAGUGGAGAGGCGAGACGACAUAGUGAUUCACCCUAAUGUGAGCAACCAUGGGAAUUCCAGUCAACACAAUAAGAGUGUAGAUAACGGGCUCGACCAGCGAUUACGCAAGCGUUCAGCACCUUCCCUCCCCGGCCCCAAGACUGAGGAGGUGCAAGUGAAGAGGAGCGCCAACGGGGCGCCGCCUCCCGCCUUCCAGGCGCUGCCCGCGCCCGCGCUGGGCAGCGCCGGGCCCGUCGUGCGCGCCGCCGGGGCGCUGCGCCUGCAGGUGAUCAACAAAGCGUGUAAUACACAUUACGGCACGCUGUCCCGGUUACAACUGCUGCCCAACAAUUCCGCCUCCAGCGAUCCCGUCUGGGAAACAUAUUUAGGUUCCCCGGUGACGUGCAUAGCGUGCGACGCGCGCUGGGCCGCCGUGUCGUGCGCGGACGGCGCGCUGCACGCGUGGAGGCUCGCGCGGACUACUGCGCACCGGGCCCUGCCGCCCCUCGGUGAGUAUAACAUAACGUAUGUCCCAGGUGCCCCGGUGACGUGCAUAGCGUGCGACGCGCGCUGGGCCGCCGUGUCGUGCGCGGACGGCGCGCUGCACGCGUGGAGGCUCGCGCGGACUACUGCGCACCGGGCCCUGCCGCCCCUCGGUGAGUAUAACAUAACGUAUGUCCCAGGUGCCCCGGUGACGUGCAUAGCGUGCGACGCGCGCUGGGCCGCCGUGUCGUGCGCGGACGGCGCGCUGCACGCGUGGAGGCUCGCGCGGACUACUGCGCACCGGGCCCUGCCGCCCCUCGGUGAGUAUAACAUAACGUAUGUCCCAGGUGCCCCGGUGACGUGCAUAGCGUGCGACGCGCGCUGGGCCGCCGUGUCGUGCGCGGACGGCGCGCUGCACGCGUGGAGGCUCGCGCGGACUACUGCGCACCGGGCCCUGCCGCCCCUCGGUGAGUAUAACAUAACGUAUGUCCCAGGUGCCCCGGUGACGUGCAUAGCGUGCGACGCGCGCUGGGCCGCCGUGUCGUGCGCGGACGGCGCGCUGCACGCGUGGAGGCUCGCGCGGACUACUGCGCACCGGGCCCUGCCGCCCCUCGGUGAGUAUAACAUAACGUAUGUCCCAGGUGCCCCGGUGACGUGCAUAGCGUGCGACGCGCGCUGGGCCGCCGUGUCGUGCGCGGACGGCGCGCUGCACGCGUGGAGGCUCGCGCGGACUACUGCGCACCGGGCCCUGCCGCCCCUCGGUGAGUAUAACAUAACGUAUGUCCCAGGUGCCCCGGUGACGUGCAUAGCGUGCGACGCGCGCUGGGCCGCCGUGUCGUGCGCGGACGGCGCGCUGCACGCGUGGAGGCUCGCGCGGACUACUGCGCACCGGGCCCUGCCGCCCCUCGGUGAGUAUAACAUAACGUAUGUCCCAGGUGCCCCGGUGACGUGCAUAGCGUGCGACGCGCGCUGGGCCGCCGUGUCGUGCGCGGACGGCGCGCUGCACGCGUGGAGGCUCGCGCGGACUACUGCGCACCGGGCCCUGCCGCCCCUCGGUGAGUAUAACAUAACGUAUGUCCCAGGUGCCCCGGUGACGUGCAUAGCGUGCGACGCGCGCUGGGCCGCCGUGUCGUGCGCGGACGGCGCGCUGCACGCGUGGAGGCUCGCGCGGACUACUGCGCACCGGGCCCUGCCGCCCCUCGGUGAGUAUAACAUAACGUAUGUCCCAGGUGCCCCGGUGACGUGCAUAGCGUGCGACGCGCGCUGGGCCGCCGUGUCGUGCGCGGACGGCGCGCUGCACGCGUGGAGGCUCGCGCGGACUACUGCGCACCGGGCCCUGCCGCCCCUCGCACUAAUGUCACCCGCAGCCAAACUGACCCUGUCGGGUGACACCCUAGCGGCCGUCACUACAUCCGCCGAACUCGGUAUUUGGGACCUCGCCAAUGCUACGUGCAUAGUCAGGCCGCUAAGUUUUAGGAGCCUAAUGCAGCCCGGAGUGUCGGUAACAAACUGCUCUCUACUGGAAGACGGCAAUCCAAUGAUCUCACUUAGCAACGGGAAAAGUUAUAUAUAUUGCAAGAAAUUGUACGCGUGGGUGGUAUGGGCGGAUGCCCGUGACCCGGUGUGGCGAGCGUGCGGCGGCCACGCCUCCACCAGGGCGCCCCGCUCCUCGCACAACCUGUAUCCUGUGCAGCCGCGAGCCACACAAGCUAAUACUGGCGGCUACAGUUCGGACGCGGCUAGAAGCUGGCUGGAAGCUCAAGUGGCCUCGUGCUUCCACCUUAGACUAGCGAAGGACUACCGACAUUGGAUCACGGCGUUGUUCGGACACCUCGUCAACCACGGUAAUGAAGACCAGCUGAGAACGAUAUUAGACGACAUGCUGGGGCCCAGUCAUUGUACCAGCACACCCAAGAAGUGGCAGGCCACAGUUCUGGGUAUAAAGAAGCACGACAUUUUAGACGACAUGUUAUCCUUAUUGGUACGUCAGCUGCGCUGGCAGCGCCUCUACAGCGAGUACAUAGACCAACUACGGGACAUACGCGAAGCACGCGAGAGACCCAUGCUCAAUGGACACUGAAGCCGGUAUAUCAAACGGACAUUGCAACACGCAUAUUCUUUCAAUACCGUCUACCGGAGUGAAUAAAGGUGGCGGAGAGAUUAGG